GUGGACUGCCACUGGGCACACUGUGGCGAGUAAGAAUUUUGUAUUUUUUAAUUUUACACCAAGCAGCUCACAAUGGAAGCGGGAACGCAGGCAGGACUGGUCCUAACUCUUCUCGUCGCAGGACUUCUUCUGGUAGUCCAGGAUGCGGAGGCCUACGACAAGGAGAUGACUGUCUAUGUGGACGCCGGCAAAACUGAGUGUUUGUACCACACAGUACGCGAAGGCGAGACUAUUGACUUUGAAUACCAGGUAAUCGAUGGCGGUCAUGGAGAUUUGGACAUCAGCUUCACCCUGCUGGACCCAAUUGGCUUGGUAAUAGUCAGUGACUUCAAGAAACCGGAGAACGUACAUCGGCAUGACGUGACCAAGGAGGGGGACUAUCGGUUCUGUUUCGACAACAGUUUCAGUAUGUUCAACCGGAAGACGGUGUUCUUUGAACUAAUUGUGGAGCGGGAGGGCGAGCAGUUCCAUGGCGACACCCAGUGGAACGAGGUGGAUGAGUUAACCGGGCUUUCGCGAGAUGAGUAUUAUGAUAUGAAGGUGCAGGACAUCAUGGACUUUAUUGGACGCAUUCGUCUGCAGCUCAACAAAGCGCGCCAGCUACAGGAUGUCCUGCGAUCGCACGAGGCGCGUGAUCGUAAUUUGGCUGAGUCCAAUUUCCAGAAGGUUAACCACUGGUCCAUGCUACAGAUCAGCGCCAUGAUCGGUGUGGGUCUCAUUCAAGUAUUCAUGCUGCGCAGCAUCUUUGCCACUGAUGGACGAAUGCACAAGAUGUGGCGCAAACUGGGCAUUUGAUGGGUCGAUCCAGUGUUCAGUGUCGAGGAGAAGCCUCUACCAAAGAUGUGCGUGCCGGAGCAACGAGGAUGCAUUUAGUGAUUGAGUAGAUGUCCAUUAAUUAAAUGCCAUCCGGCAGUUGGAUUCCCACUAGUUAGAAAAUAAUUUAAAAAAGUAAAGCAAAGAACUUGCCAUCAUCAUUAGUAGUUCGUUAGUUUCUAUAUAUAUAUAUAUUAUAUAUACAUAUAAUAUCAUGUAUUAUGUAGCCGAGAGAUAGUAUUCCGUAUAUUUAUAGAUAUGCGGGUGUGUGCUUGUGAUAUAUGGGGUGUGUUGUGUGUGCGCGCAUGUUUUAGGCAUUGUUAAACGAAAGCAAUUUUACGAUUAAGCCAGAGGAUGAGUUUGAUAUUAAAUUUAAAGUUGCCAGGAACCAGUGAAAAUGAAGUGUUUCAAUAUAUAUUCCAGCGAUUGUUUAGCCCUUAAAGAAAAGGUUACAGAGUAACGUCUUAGGGUAUAUCCUAAGAAUUCCUAGCACCGCCAAUAGGCUAUGUUUACAUUCUAAAAUUCUUCUUACAUUUAUGAAUUUCCCAAAAUAUUUAUAAGAAGAAAUGGAAUUAUGAUUUUUUGAAGAUACUUUUCAAUAAAUUAACAUCUUUCUGUUAUCUUA
Drosophila eugracilis is the source of this 1438-nucleotide messenger RNA. It is a transcript of the gene opm, whose product is annotated as transmembrane emp24 domain-containing protein 5. The record is from RefSeq and is a predicted model, not a curated record. Gene Ontology annotation, biological process: Golgi organization; intracellular protein transport; endoplasmic reticulum to Golgi vesicle-mediated transport. The coding region runs from base 73 to 795 and encodes 240 amino acids. The transcript is spliced from 2 exons. Lineage: Eukaryota; Metazoa; Arthropoda; Insecta; Diptera; Drosophilidae. Gene Ontology annotation, cellular component: Golgi apparatus; COPII-coated ER to Golgi transport vesicle; endoplasmic reticulum.